UGGAAUGAUGCGAGGCUCUAAGAGCAGAUUGUGCCAUUGCUAAAGCAAAGACUGAAACAUGUCUUAUCGAGGGAAUGAACGUGACUUUCAAACCUCAGCACGGAGGAUGGGGACAUCUCUGCUUUUUCAGCUGUCUGUCCAUGAGAGGGAACUAGACUUGGUCUUCCUGGACCACAGCUAUGCCAAGCCAUGGAGUGCCCACCCUGAUGCCAGUAAUGCCCGUCCCACACGCCUGCUGUUUGUCACUCCCAGGCGACAUCAGGAUAAUAGCAUUAUAGAGGCAGAUGUUCCUAUUGAUGUAGAAACAGUGACACCUACACCUGUGCCCCUCUAUGACAACCAGAAGGCCCGGACUGUGAUGAAUGAGUGUGAACGCCAUGUGAUUUUUGCCCGUACAGAUACUGAUACACCUCCUCCACCUGAUGACUGGGAGGAGCAUAUGAACAGAUCUGGCUGGACAGUGGCCCAAAACAAGCUGUUUAAUAAGAUUCUCAAAGCCUUGCAGUCUGACCGACUGGCCCGAUUAGCUAAUGAAGGGGCGUGCAACGAGCCGGUGCUUCGAAGAAUAGCAGUGGACAAAUGUGCUCGGCGGGUCCGCCAGGCGUUGGCGAGCAUCGGUUGGGAGGCCAGGCUGGUCCAGUGGCUUCACGCAACUUUGGUAGAGACGCUCAGUUUGCCAAUGCUGGCCGCGUAUCUGGAUGCUCUGCAGACUCUCAAGGGAAAGAUUCCCACCCUGAUUGACCGGAUGCUGAUAUCUUCCACGACAAAGACGGGCGCGGCAGGUGCUGAGGCCUUGUCCCUCCUGCUGAAGAGGCCGUGGGAUCCGGCCGUUGGCGUUCUUUCACAUAACAAACCGAGCAAGUUACCCGGUUCUCCCCUCAUCUUACUGGCAUCAUCUGGACCCUCCAAUUCCAUGUUCCCCACUUCUCGGCGGCAUCGAUUCUGGCAGUCACAGCUCUCUUGUCUGGGAAAGGUGAUCCCGGUUGCUACCCACUUAAUGAACAAUGGCAGUGGAGUUGGGGUGUUGCAGUGCCUGGAACAUAUGAUUGGCGCCAUGAGAGGCAAAGUACUGGAGAUCCACAACCACUUCUCUCACAAGCCGGUGAUCCUGAUGGGAUGGAACACUGGAGCUCUGCUAGCCUGUCAUGUUUCUGUGAUGGAGGAUGUCACUGCCGUUGUGUGCCUUGGAUUUCCUCUGUUAACGAUAGAUGGACCCAGAGGGGAUGUUGAUGACCCGCUUCUGGACAUGAAGGCACCAGUUCUCUUUGUGAUUGGUCAGAACGCUCUCCAGUGCAACACCGAAGCAAUGGAAGAUUUCAGGGAGAAGCUUCGAGCUGAAAACAGCCUGGUGGUGGUCGGAGGAGCUGACGAUAAUCUCAGGAUAAGCAAAGCCAAAAAGAAGUCGGAAGGCUUAACCCAAAGCAUGGUGGACAGGUGCAUUCAGGACGAAAUAGCUGACUUUCUGACAGGAGUGCUUACUCGAGCAGACACCCACUCAGGCUCUGAUCCUCGGGACCUAGACAUGGAGAAAAAGAAGAAAGCAGCCCGGGAUGUGGGUAGGCGGGAUCUGUCCUUUGACCUGCCAGACAGAAACAGCCGGCCAGCCUCUCCAGCAGCCAAGAUUCCGGCUUCACCUUCCGGGUCAGAGGAGUUUUCCAGUGUCUCCAGCAGCCCUGCCUCCAGUCCGAAGGCUAAAAUGGCAGCGUCUUCUCUUCAGAAAUCCAGCCAGGUUGGUGCCAGCCAGUUGCUGAAAAGGUCUAUGCAGCGGACGGAGGGAGCUGUGAUGCACAAGCAAGCCCAAGAGCAGUCACCAGAUGCAGGAGAGAAAGAAGAGCUGCGAAAGCAGCUAAAGAGACACCAGGCCCCCAGCCCUACCCAGGGCAGCAGAUCUUCCAAGCGAGCCAAAAUAAAGGUGACCAUCGUCUCUCACGGAGAAGCUGCUGGCCCCGGAAAUGGCACAUCCUUGGAUGGACCACCAGAAAUAGCUGCAGGAAAGCCUGUUGCUGUGACCUUGGGACAGACGAUGGCUGGUACAAAAGAGGUGACAGGAUUGCUUGCUCCCUCAACGUCAAGUCCUGCAAUGGACAGCCCCUCCUCUGUCAGUCCCACCCCCUCUGCUACAAUCCCCAGCAACACAGCUCCUAGUGCUUUCCAUGCUCUGCAGAACAGACUCGUGGCCAGUGGCGCCCCUUGCUUGCCGGCCCAAUCCACCAGUGUUCUCCCAGGGGCAGCUUCAGCCAGCAGCCUUCUGCAAGGAUUGAGCUUCAGUCUGCAAGACAUCAGCCCAAAGCCUGCUGCUCUUCCAGCCAGUGUUGCUGCUGCUGGGCCCUUGGCACAGAACUCAGCCUUGAAGACCUCAGCAGCACUCCAGAGCCUAAGUACCAUCCCCACCAGUGCAGGCACCAUUGUUCGAACAAUCCCAGUUGCCACGUCUUUAUCAUCACUUGGAGCCUCGGCUGGUGGGAAGCCCACCACCAUUCAUCAGCUGCUUACGAAUGGGGGGCUGGCAAAACUUGCAAGUAGCCUCCCUGGUUUGGCUCACAUCUCUGGUCAGGGGGCAGGCUUAAAGGCCCCAGCCACUAUCACAGUGACCCUCCGGGGACAGGCCAGUCGAGCCACUGCUCUCAGCCAGACAGCCAUGGGGGCUACCCAGCCCCAGUUGGAGGAACAGACGCAGCUGCUACUGCCCCCACCACAGCUGCCCCAGGUUGCAGAUAGUGCAGCUGGGAAUCUGGCCUGCCCAGCUUCCAGCCCCAUUCAUCCCAGCAAACGGUUGCCUCAGCUGGAACUUGGCAAAACCCAGAGUGCCGAGAGACUUCCUGCUGAUCCUGCAUCUCAGCCAUCCUCAGCCACAUCACUGUCUGUAGUAACUACCACAAGCCCCAUGAAGACCCUCUAUGUGAUGUCAGAUGCCAAACUGUCUGCACUCACAAAAUCUGUCAUGGCAGAAGCUGCGUCUGUACCCCUGAAACCCACAGCUGUCCAAACAACUGCUGCUGCUUCCUCUACCUCUUCCUCCUCCCUUCCUGAAGUUGUGACCUUUGCCACCUCCACCACAACCAGCACACCGUGCAGUCUGGGGCAUUCUAAAGUGGGACCUGUUUUGCAGACAGCAUCCAAGACAGUGAUACUCACAUCUACACUAACAGCUAUGAAGACUGACCGAAGCCUAGGACAGAGAGGGGAGAAGAUGACUCUGCCCAAAGGGCAUGAACUUGGGUCUCUGGAAACUCUGGGCAGAGUACCAUCUGUAAUGGAUGACAGCAGUACCAUCAUCCACACCCGGGAGAGUCUCACAAGCAGACACUUGCUUCCACAGGGCAUGUUGCCCACAGCAGCUGGCACCACCCUCAUUACUUUGAGCAGCAACCUGGCUGGCUCCUCCAUCAUCCCCACAGCUGGGCCAGCCCUCAGCCAGAAGCCAGGACAUCCCACCAUUUAACUUAUUUUUGGCUUUACCGUGGAAGGAAAAAUUUAGGGUUCAGCUCUAUCAUUCCUGACUUCCAUGACAAGAGGACACAUUUUUGGUUCUUUGUCCCUUUUAAUAAACUUUCUCUAUGUAGCAUCUUUUAAGUGUUCUAUAAAAGACUGACCUAUUUUU
Messenger RNA from Candoia aspera, 3601 nucleotides. RefSeq names its product KAT8 regulatory NSL complex subunit 3 (gene KANSL3). The record is from RefSeq and is a predicted model, not a curated record. Bases 59 to 3442 code for a protein of 1127 amino acids. The transcript is spliced from 21 exons. Gene Ontology annotation, cellular component: NSL complex. Gene Ontology annotation, biological process: positive regulation of transcription by RNA polymerase II. NCBI's taxonomy places the organism in Eukaryota, Metazoa, Chordata, Lepidosauria, Squamata, Candoiidae.